Molecule: messenger RNA, 914 nt
Organism: Humulus lupulus (European hop)
Lineage: Eukaryota; Viridiplantae; Streptophyta; Magnoliopsida; Rosales; Cannabaceae
Exons: 2
Coding region: 103-750 (215 amino acids)
Source: RefSeq, a predicted model, not a curated record
GUAUUCCUUACAUUAUCAGACCAAGAAAGUUUGCCCUAAUUCUCUCUCUCUCUCUCUCAACACAGAUUUCAAAUCCUCUCGAUCGCAGAUUCUCAGUCAACAAUGUCGAAAAUGAGAUCGGUUCAGAAACCUCCGCUUGCGAAAUCCCCCAUCAGGCUUCGACCCCGCUGGGUCCUCCCACAGAUUUCCACCACCCUAACACCUCCGGGUUCUCAGGCCAAGUCCCUGAUGCCGAUCCCUAAUCGGUACUCUGAAGAUUCCGAGAUUCGACCCGAGUACCACACGAUUUCUCGUGAGUUACGGGCUCUGGCGAAGCAGGUUCAAGAUGAAUUCGGAAACGAGGGGGAGAAUCUCAAGCUCAAGACUGGAGUUCUUUCAACUUCGAGCUCGAGUGGGAUAUUCGAAAGGGGUCGAUUUUACGAAGAGUACUCCGCCAGAAGGAAUGAAAGAUUGAGGAGGAAAAUGGUUCUUCAAACAGGUGAGGAGAGGAUUGUUAGUAAGAGCAUGCAUAAUCUGGGUGUGAAUUUUGAAUCUGCUAAAAGAAGUAGUGUGAGUACUUCGAAGAAGAUUGGGAGCUUGAGGAAAUCGAUCUCGUCAGCUUACUCGGUGGAGAAGACGAUGGAGACUUCAAGGUAUAUGCUGCGAAGCAUGAGCAAAGAGAACAAGAAACCACCUUUGCCUCUCUACCCAGAGAAAUCUGCCAUUGGUGGUAAAGUUGGAGCUCGAAGAGUUAGAAAAACUGAACAUUAGUAGAUUUUGUUAGCCAUGGCUUUUGAAUCUUCUAUUGUUCCUUUUUUUUUUUUUCAUUUUCUUUGGUAUUGUAAUGGAUAUGGAUUAUAUAUUGCUUUUGCUACUGCAAAAGCCAAAGAAAGUUAAGCUGUGAUAUUAAAGGGUUGAAAUGACUUGUUUUUCUU